Molecule: messenger RNA, 14826 nt
Organism: Caenorhabditis angaria
Lineage: Eukaryota; Metazoa; Nematoda; Chromadorea; Rhabditida; Rhabditidae
Source: the annotation of a GenBank genome assembly
AUGGCCGACACAUUGAAGUAAGCACUUUUUCUACUCGAAAAAUCGCAUUUUAUGGGUUUUUUACCCCAGAAUUGCGAAAAACGCGAUUUUUGCAUUGAAAAAGAUAGUUUUCUCGAAAAAUAUCGAAUUACAAGCCAAAUAAAAUAAUGCAAAAAAAGUUAGUUCGUCUAACUCGAUCCUGUUUGAUUGACUAAAAAGAUAUUAAACCAACCAUUUUAUUUUUCUUUUUUUUUUGGUUUACACUGUUUUUCUUUAAAAAAAUAUAUUGCAAAAGUGCACUUUUUCUGAGGAAAAAUUGUACUAAUUUUGUUUUUUUUUUGUUCUUUUUUUUAGUUGUAUAGAUAGUUUUGGUUUGGUUUUGUUGCGAAAAUUGUGUACGAAAAAUUUUCUUAGUACAUUUUCACUGAAAAUCCACCAAAUUUGCUCAAUUAUCCAUGUCUAGACAACGUUUUUAUCGAUUUCCCAGGGAUUUUCAACAUUUUCUUGCAGUUCUCAUCAAUCUCACCAAAUGGGUGGUCGAAAGCAUCAAAACAAUCGUCGACACAAAAGUGUCGCAUCGGUUGGCGACCGAAAAAAUCAAAGAUCGUCUUCGCAAUCCAGCGCCACGCCAGCCACGUUGGCCGCCAAAUUUGUGCCACAAGUCGUGAGUUUUUGAGUGGAAUUAGGGGAUUUUCGAACAAAAAGUCCAAAAAAUCUCGAAAUUUGAGAGAAUUUCGAGAUUUUUUGGCGAAAUUAUAAAAACAAGACCUUUUCCCUGAUUUUUGGUUUAAAAAUCAUGAAGUUUUCAAGAAAAUUGACCCUAAUCCUUAAAAUAAGUCAAAAAACCUGAAAUUUCGUGAAAAUUCCAGAUUUCUUGGCAAAAUUCUGAAAAUAUAGGCCUUUUCCCUGAUUUUUGGUUUAAAAAUCUUGAAUUUUGAAGAAAAUUCACCCUAGUCCCAAAAAAUAAAUCCAAAAAUCUGAAAUUUCGAGAAAAUUCCAGAUUUCUUAACAAAAUUCUGAAAUUAUGAACCUUUUUCUGAUUUUUGGUUCAAAUUUUGAGAUUUUUGAACUUAAAAAAUCUUGAAUUUUGAAGAAAAUUCACCCUAAUCCUAAAAAUAAGUCCAAAAAAAACUUGAAAUUUUGGUAAAAUUUCAGAUUUGUUGGCGAUAUUCUGAAAAUAUAGACCUUUUUCUGAUUUUUGGUUUAAAAAUCUUGAAUUUUGAAGAAAAUUGACCCUAAUCCUAAAAAAAGUCCAAAAAAUUUCAAAACUUGAGAUUUUUGGCGAAAUUAUGAAGACGAAAACCUUUUCCCUGAUUUUUGGUUUAAAAAUCUUGGAUUUUGAAGAAAAUUGAUUCUAGAGGUCUGAAAUUUCGAGAAAAUUCCAGAUUUUUUGGUGAAAUUCUAAAAAUUAAAACCUUUUUCUGAUUUUUGGUUUAAAAAUCUUGAAUUUUGAACAAAAUUGACCCUAAUCCUUAAAAAAAGUCCAAAAAACCUGGAAUUAUGCUAAAAUUUCAGAUUUCUUGUCCAAAUACUGAAAAUAUCAACCUUUUCCCUGAUUUUUGGUUUAAAAAUCUUGAAUAUCCCAAGAAAAUUGACCCUAACCCUAAAAAUAAGUCCAAAAAAACCUGGAAUUUUGCUAAAAUUCCAGAUUUUUUGGCUUGAACUUUUGAUAUAAUUCGGAGAAUUUUCAAAUUUUCCGUAAACAUGAGCAAUGCUCAUCAUUUCUCUAUUUAUUUAUUUAGUCAACUUAUUGUAAACCCCGCUUUUGUUCUGUUUUCCGACCCGAAAAGGACAUAUAUGUUUAUUUUAUCAAAAUUUGAAGAAAAGAGGGGGAAUUUGGAUUUUUGAAGGUGUUUUGGGUCAAAAAUUCCACCAAAAAUGCUCCAAAACCACAGAAAACAUGUCAAAAAUCAAAAAUCGAGGAAAAAUCCCAUAUUUCCACUCAAAAUGCUCCAAAAAUUAAUUCUAGGACGGUCAAAAUGCGUUCAUAUUGUGCAUCACGCGUCUUGGAAGACAAGGCCACGAAUUCACGUGGCAUGAUAUCCGAAAGGUUUAUCACAAGGACACGGGAAGAACUUUGACAAUGGACGAAAUGAAUGCAAUGUAUGGAACCAAGAAUUUGACAAAGUAAGUGAUUUUUGAAUAGAAAUUGAGGGAAACUGGGAAAUUCUGGCUAAGUUUGAUCGAAAAAUGAGGAAAAUCCUAGUUUUGGAGCUAAAAUUGAUGAAAUUUGAGCUGAAAUUGAUGAAAAUCCUGGUUUUUGAGCUGAAAUUAUUGAGAAUCCAAGUUUUUGAGCUGAAAUUGAUGGAAACCCUGGGUUUUGAGCUAAAAUUGAUGAAAAUCCAAGUUUUAGAGCUAAAAAUGAUAAAAAUCCUAGUUUUCCAGCUAAACUUGAUGAAAACCCAAGUUUUUGGGCUAAAAAUGGUAAAAAUUCUAGUUUUCAAGCUGAAAAUGAUGGAAAUCCUUGGUUUUGAGCUGAAAUUGAUGAAAAUCCAAGUUUUGGAGCUGAAAAUGAUGAAAAUCCAAGUUUUCCAGCUAAACUUGAUGAAAAUCCUAGUUUUGGAGCUAAAAAUGGUAAAAAUUCUAGUUUUGGAGCUGAAAUUAUUGGAAAUCUAUGGUUUUCACCUGGAAAUGAUGGAAAUCUAUGGUUUUCCAGCCAAAAAUGAUGAAAAUCCAAACUUUUGAGCUGAAAUUGAUGGAAAUCCACGUUUUUAAGCUGAAAUUGAUGGGAAACCACGUUUUUGGGCUCAUUUUGACCCUAAAAUGACGUUUCUAGCUCAUUUGUGCUAAAAAUUACAGAUUUCCAAGUUUUUGGCUCAUUUUAACGUAAUUUUCGCUCUAAAAAAUCCUCUAAUCAUUUUCACAUUGAAAAUUGACGAAAUUCUUGAAUUUUUCAUUCAAAAUUCAUAAUUUGCAAUGAAAAUUUCAUAAAAAUCAUGAAAAUUGGCUUCAUUAGGCUGAAAAUUAUCAAAAAUUUCAAUUUUAAGCCCCAGAAUCAAAAAAUUCCCAAAGUUUCCAAUUUCAGACCAAAAUAGCCCGAAAAACUCACAGUCUAUUGAAAAUAUCACAAAAAUCACCAAAUUUCAUAAUUCUUCACAUUUCCACACUGAAAAUGCCCCAAAAAUCCCCUCAUUUUUCCACAUUCCAGACGCGAAAUCCUCGAACUGCCAGCUGUCUCACAAUUACUCGAAAUAAUGGAUGGUAGUAUGUUGUGUCGAUUCCGUCUCAAUUUGUCGGCAACGGCGGCGAUUCAUCAAGACAAACAACAACGAAAAGCGGUGCCACGUGGCAGUGCUGCUGAAAAUUUCAGCCAAAAUCAGGCGUUGCAUGUGGAGGAUUUGGAACAACAAUUGGUGGCUGAUGCGCAGAAGGUUGGUGGGGUUUUUGGGGGAAAUUGGCUGAAAAUGAUCUGAAAAUAUGAUUUUUAGCUGAAAUUUGUGAUUUUCUGACUGAAAAUUCAUAGAAAUGAUCUGAAAUUAAAGAUUUUGUGUGAAAAGUUCGAUUUUCACAGUCUUUCAGGUCAAAAAUAACGAAUUUUUGACGAAAAAUGACCUGGAAUUGAAAUUUGAGACUGUCUGAAAAUAUGAUUUUUUAGCUGAAAUUUUUGUGAUUUUCCAGAAUUUCUAACUGAAAUUCAUAGAAAUGACCUGAAAUUGAUGAUUUUGUGUGAAAAAUUUGAUUUUCACGGUGUUUUAGGUCAAAAAUAAUCAAUUUUUGACAGAAAAAGCUUUAACUUACCUAAAAUUGGGUUCUAAUGAUAAAAUUACCAAAAAAUAGUGUUUUCUGACCUAUUUUCCACCUACAAUUGAGAAUUUUUCUGAAAAUCACUCUGAAAAUCUCAAAUUUCCCCGAUUUUUUGCAGGAAGAAUCGAGUCCUAUCGAAAUCUCAACAGAUAUUGACGCAAAAUCCAACGGACCAACAUCGGAUUUGUCGAAAUCCGAUGUUUUGUCGCCGAAUUUGGAGGAGAAACACGCGGAAUUGUCACAUCAGGCAUCACUUCAAUCAACUGAUGAUGAGGGAUGGGUUUCUGGAAGAGAAGUGAGUGAUUUUUGACUGAAAAUUUGGAAUUUUGGGGGAAUUUUGACCCGAAAAUUGGGCUUUUGGGGUGAUUUUGACCUGAAAAUUGCAUUUUUCUUCAAAUUUUCACCAAAAAAUUGCAUUUUUCUUCAAAUUUUGACCUGAAAUUCCCAAUUUUCAGACAAGAUCCGAUAAUUCGUCUCCACAAUUGGACGAAUCGCCGAAAAAUGAGCCAGUUUUUGAGGAAGAGCAGCCAAAAGAGGAGAAUGUGAGUUUUUUCGGGCUCUUUUGGUCUGAAAUUGGGAAUUUUUGGGUUCUGGGGCUGAAAUUCUAGAUUUUUCAUGAUUUUCAUGGUCAAAACUGGAAAAUUUGGGAAUUUUUGGAUUCUGAAGCUGAAAUUCUAGGUUUUUCAUGAUUUUCAUGCCCAAAACUGGAAAAAUUCCAGAUUUUCUGAUUCUGGAGCUGAAAUUGGCUGAAAUUCUAGAUUUUUCAUGAUUUUCAUGCUCAAAACUGGAAAAAUUCCAGAUUUUCUGAUUCUGGAGCUGAAAUUGGCUGAAAUUCUAGAUUUUUCAUGAUUUUCAUGCUCAAAACUGGAAAAAUUAGAGUUUUCCAGGUUCUGGAGCUGAAAUUGGCUGGAAUUCUAGAUUUUUCAUGAUUUUCAUGCUCGAAACUGGAAAAAUUCGGUUUUCCAGAUUCUGGGGCUGAAAUUCUAGGUUUUUCAUGAUUUUCAUGCUCAAAACUGGAAAAAUUAGAGUUUUCCAGAUUCUGGAGCUGAAAUUCUAGAUUUUUCAUGAUUUUCAUGCUCAAAACUGGAAAAAUUAGAGUUUUCCAGAUUCUGGGGCUGAAAAUCAUGGUCUAGAAGGUUUUUGGGCUGAAAUUCUAGAUUUUUCAUGAUUUUCAUGCUCAAAACUGGAAAAAUUAGAGUUUUCCAGAUUCUGGGGCUGAAAAUCAUGGUCUAGAAGGUUUUUGGGCUGAAAUUCUAGAUUUUUCAUGAUUUUCAUGCUCAAAACUGGAAAAAUUACAGAUUUUCAGAUUCUGGGGCUGAAAAUCAAGUUUUUGAUGAAUUUUUGGGUCAAAAAUAGUAUUUUCUCUCAAUUUCAGCCAAAUUUAAUCUCAAAAUUCAAAUUUUCAGCCAAUUUCCACCCAAAAUUCUUAAAAUUUUCAGACAAAUCGAAUUGCGGCUGGAAGUGAUGAAAUGGAUGGUGGAGUUGUCUCAAUUGCACCAAUGAUGUAUGAGCAAAAAGAGCAUUUGGAGCAUUUCCGGCCAACAGUUGUCACAACUUCGAUUGAAGCCGCUUUUGAUGCAAUUGAUGAGAAUAGUUUUGGAUAUGCAAAUGAGACGGUUCAGGAGAAAAUGUGAGGAUUUUUGGGGUGAAAAUCAUGAUUUUUGAGCUAAAAUUCAUGGAAAAUGACCUAUUUUUGGUCCUGGAGCUCUAAUUUUUGACCUUGGAGCCGAUAUUUGAGCAAAUUAAGCGUUCUAACUUAAAAAUUGUGAAAAAAUGACCUAUUUUUGGUCCUGAAACAAAAAAAGAGCAUUUUUUGAGCUCAGAGCAUGAUUUUUCACGAAAAUUCAUGAUUUUUGAAUUUUUUCCCAAUUUUAGGUUAAAAAUUAUGAAAAUUAGGCUCAAAAUUCACUAGAAACUCAAUUUUCAGCCAAAAAUUCCUAUUUUUUCCAGAAAAUCACCAACUUCCUCUUCUUCUCUCACAAUUCCAGCACCAACUCCACGAAAAUCUCGAAACGCUGAAAAUUUGCCGGAAAGACAGGAGAAUAUUCAAAAGCUUAUCGAGAAAUUCGACCAGCCGAUUGGAUUUGUUGAGGUUUGCAUUUUGGGCUGGAAAUUUGGGAUUUUUGAGUGGAAAUUUGGGAUUUUCAGCCAAAAAUUGAUAGAAAAGUGGCUGAAAAUUUGAAUUUUUGAAGAUUUUUAGGCUGAAAAUUGAUCUGAAACUCGAUCUUGAGCUCUAGAAAAUCGAAAAAUCUGAAAAUUUUCAGCCUAGAAUCAAAAAAUGAUGAAAAAUUCAAUCCUAGAUCAGAAAUUAUCGAUUUUUGCCAAAAAUUGGUCUGAAACUCGAUUUUCAGCUCCGAAUUUCGAAAAAUUUCGAAAUUUCAGUCUAGGACCUGAAAAAUCAUGAAAAAUGAUUUUCUAGACCAAAAAUUAUCGAUUUUUCUCAAUUUUCAGCCAAAAAUUGAUCUGAAACUCGAUUUCCAACUCCGAAUUUCGAAAAAUUUGGAAAUUUCAGUCUAGGACCUGAAAAAUGAUUUUCUAGGCCAAAAAUUAUCGAUUUUUCUCAAUUUUCAGCCAAAAAUUGAUCUGAAACAUGAUUUUCAGCUUCAAAAUUCGAAAAAUUUGGAAAUUACGUAUUUUUUUUACCAAAAAUUCAUUUGGAGCAAGAUUUCGAGCUCCGAAAUCUGAAAAUUUCGAAAUUUCAGUCUAGGACCUGAAAAAUGAUGAGAAAUGCUUUUCUAGACCGAAAAUUAUCGAUUUUUCUCAAUUUUCAGCCAAAAAUUGAUCUGAAACUCGAUUUUCAGCUCCGAAUUUGGAAAAACUUGAAAAUUUCUGAAAUUUUGCAGAUGAAAACCGAUUCACCCACAAAAUCGCCAACAAAAUCAAUCUAUAAUCAAGUUUUGGCUGAAAUUGGUGAAACUGAAAAGAAGAUUGAUGAGAUAUUCACGUCUCCCGCGAAAAAUCCAGAAUCCGAAGCUCCAAAUCCGACUGGAAAAUCGCCAAAAGUUUUAUUCAGAAACGCGUCGACUUAUAGCCAAAUUUUGGCGCAGGAAAAGAAGGAUUUGAGCAAUUUUGCGGAGGAAAAACGAAAAGAGGCGGAAUUUAGUGUGAAAGAGGUGGGGUUUUGGAGAAUUUUGGGCUGGAAAUAUGGAAAAAUCGAUAUUUUUAAGCCUAAAAAUCGGGGUUUUCAUCAUUUUUUGGGUAUUGGACUGAAAAUCCUGGAUUUCCAGACGAAAAUGCUGAAAAUUUUGCUCUUGGUGAAUUUUGGCUGAAAUUCUGAAGUUUUCCAGUGAAAUAUAUGGAAAAUCGAUAUUUUUAAGCCUAGAAAUCGAUUUUUCAUCAUUUUUAGGUCCUAAACUGAAAAUCUUUGACUUUCAAGCGAAAAUGCUGAAAAUUUAGCUCCAGAUGAUUUUUGGCUGAAAUUCUGAGGUUUUCCAAUGAAAAUUGUGGUUUUUGGGCUGAAAAUCGUUAUUUUAAGCCCAAAGCGCUGAAAAUUGAGGAAAAUCGAUAUUUUUAAGCCUAGAAAUCGAUUUUUCAUCAUUUUCAGGUCCUAGGCUGGAAAAUCGUGGAUUUUCAGGCAAAAAUGCUGAAAAUUAUGAAUUUUUCACUGAAAAACGUGAUUUUUCAUCAUUUUUUUGGGUCCUGGACUUAAAAUCGUGGAUUUCCAGACGAAAAUGCUGAAAAUUUAGCUCUUGGUGAAUUCUGGCUGAAAUUCUGAAGUUUUCCAGUGAAAAUUGAGAAAAAUCAAUAUUUUUGAGCCCUGAAAUCGAUUUUUCAUCAUUUUUUGGGUCCUGGGCUGAAUAUCGUGGAUUUCCAGGCGAAAAUGCUGAAAGAUUAGCUCCAGAUGAUUUUUUGGAUGAAAUUCUGAAGUUUUCCAGUGAAAAUUGUGGUUUUUGGGCUGAAAAUCAUUAUUUUGAGCCCAGAGCGCUGAAAAUUGAGGAAAAUGUAUAUUUUCAAUGAGUUUUCUAUCAUUUUUCGAGUUCUGGACUGGAAAUUUUGAAUUUACAGUCAAAAAUGCUGGAAAUUUUGAAUUUUUCGCUGAAAAACGUUAUUUUUCAUCAUUUUCAGGUCCUAGACUCUGUAAAAUGCUGAAAAUUCGAAUUUUCAGACAAAAAAUGCUGAAAAUUUUGAAUUUUUCAUCAUUUUUUUGGUUCCUGGACUGAAAAUCGUGGAUUUCCAGACGAAACUGCUGAAAAUCUUGUUCUUGGUGAAUUUUGGCUGAAUUUCUGAAGUUUUCCAGUGAAAAUUAUGGAAAAGUUGGGUUUUUUCAUCGUUUUUUGGGUCCUGGACUGAAAAUCCUGGAUUUCCAGUCAAAAAAUGCUGAAAUUUUAGCUUCAGCUGAUUUUUGGCUGAAAUUCAGAAGUUUUCCAGUGAAAAUUGAGAAAAAUCAAUAUUUUUGAGCCUAGAAUUGGGUUUUUCAUCAUUUUUUGGGUCCUAGGCUGGAAAAUCGUGGAUUUCCAGUCAGAAAAUGCUGAAAAUUUUUAAUUUUUCACCUGAAAAACGUGAUUUUUCAUCAAUUUUGGUUCUAGACUGGAAAAUCGUGGAUUUACAGACGAAAAUGCUGAAAAUUAAGCUCCAGAUGAUUUUUGGCUGAAAUUCUGAAGUUUUCCAGUGAAAAUUGAGAAAAAUUGAUAUUUUUGAGCCUAAAAAUCGGGUUUUUCAUCAUUUUUUGGGUCCUGGACUGAAAAUCGUGGAUUUCCAGUCAAAAAUGCUGAAAAUUUUGAAUUUUUCACCUGAAAAACGUGAUUUUUCAUCAUUUUUUGGGUCUUGGACUGAAAAUCCUGGAUUUCCAGUCAAAAAUGCUGAAAAUCUGGCUAUUUGUGAAUUUUUGCUGAAAUUCUAAAGUUUUCAAGGGAAAAUCGAUAUUUUAAGCCCAGAAAUCGAUUUUUCAUAAUUUUUUGGGCCCUGGACUGGAAAAUCUUAGAUUUCCAGAUGAAAAAUGCUGAAAAUUUUGAUUUUUUCGCUGAAAAACGUCAUUUUUCAUCAUUUUUUUGGUCCUGCACUAAAAAUUGUGGAUUUCCAGUCAGAAAAUGCUGAAAAUCUGGCUAUUGGUGAUUUUUGGCUGAAAUUCUGAAGUUUUCCAGUGAAAAUUGAGGAAAAUCGAUAUUUUUAAGCCCAGAAAUCGAUUUUUCAUCAUUUUUCCGGUCCUAGACUAGAAAAUCCUGGAUUUCUAGUCAAAAAAUGCUGAAAAUUUUGAUUUUUACGCUGAAAAACGUGAUUUUUCAUCAAUUUUAUGCCCCAUGCUCUGUAAAAUGCUGAAAACUCGAAUUUUCAGACAAAAAUUAUCAUAUUUUCAGCAAGCCUCAAUGUCGUCGUUGGAAAUCGAAUAUUUCGAAUCGAAAAUGCGUGCUGAUGCCGGUUUAUUUGAUGAGGUAUGGGAAAUUUUGAGAUUUUUGCUGAAAAUUGACUGAAAAUGAUGAAAAUUUCGAAAUUUUGGCUCAAAAUGCUCCAAAUUUCAUAAAAAAUCUGAAAAUUUAGCUUAAAAUGCUUCAAAUUUCAUAAAAAAUCUGAAAAUGUAGCUGAAAAUCCUCCAAAUUUCAUCAAAAAUCUGAAAAUUUAGCUUAAAAUGCUCCAAAUUUCAUAAAAAAUCUGAAAAUUUAGCUUAAAAUGCUCCAAAUUUCAUAAAAAAUCUGAAAAUUUUGGCUCAAAAUGCUCCAAAUUUCAUCAAAAAUCUGAAAAUUUUGGCUUAAAAUGCUCCAAAUUUCAUCAAAAAUCUGAAAAAUCAGCUCAAAAUGCUCCAAAUUUCUUGAAAAAUCUCGAAAUUUAGCUAAAAAAUGCUCCAAAUUUCAUCAAAAAUCUGAAAAUUUUGCUUAAAAUGCUCCAAAUUUCAUGAAAAAUCUGAAAAUUUAGCUUAAAAUGCUCCAAAUUUCAUCAAAAAUCUGAAAAUUUAGCUCAAAAUGCUCUAAAUUUUAUCAAAAACUCGAAUUUUUGCUUCCAGCUUGGAAUUAAUGAUUGUGAUGGUUAUACUCCGCGAGCUUCUAUCGAUCCAUUAUCCGAAACGAGCCAAAAAAUUCAAUCUGCUCAAAAAUCGAAAAGUAGCGAAAAAUCGGAAGGAUUGGUCACCGUAAUUGAGCGAAAUAUGCCUGGAAAAUUGGCGAAAAAUCGGCAAAAUUCGGUUGAGGUGAGAUUUUUGGUUGAAAAAUUUGAAUUUCUAGCUGAAAAUGCUGAAAAUUUGAGCCCAAAAUCAUCAAAAAUCGAGUUUUGGUUGAAAAAAUGGAUUUUCAGCUAUUUUUUGACUGAAAAUUUGAAAAUUUUGAAUAUUUACAGCUAAAAAUGUUGAAAAUCUGAAAAUUGAGCCAUUUUCGAAAUUUUGCCACGUCAUAGCUCAAGUUUUUCUGAAAAUUUGAAGAAAAUUGGAUUUUCAGCUAUUUUUUGACUGAAAAUUCGAGCAUUUUCAGCUAAAAAUGUUGAAAAUCUGAAAAUUGAGCCAUUUUCGAAAUUUUGCCACGUCAUAGCUCAAGUUUCUCUGAAAAUUGGAUUUUCAGCUAUUUUUUGACUGAAAUUUGAGAAUUUCCAGCUGAAAAUGUUGAAAAUCUGAAAAUUGAGCCAUUUUCAAAUUUUUGCCACGUCAUAGCUCAAGUUUCACUGAAAAUUUGAAGAAAAUUGGAUUUUCAGCUAUUUUUUUACUGAAAAUUGGGAAAAUUUGAGCAUUUUCAGCUGAAAAUGUUGAAAAUCUGAAAAUUGAGUCAUUCUCGAAAUUUGCCACGUCAUAGCUCAAGUUUUUCUAAAAAUUUGAAGAAAAUUUGAAUUUUCAGCUAUUUUUGACUGAAAAUUUGAAAAUUUUGAGCAUUUUCUGCUGAAAAUGUUGAAAAUCUGAAAAUUGGGCCAUUUUCGAAUUUUGCCACGUCAUAGCUCAAUUUUCUCUGAAAAUUUGAAGAAAAUUGGAUUUUCAGCUAUUUUUUGAAUGAAAAUUUGAAAAAUUUGGGAAUUUUCAGCUGAAAAUAUUGAAAAUCUGAAAAUUGAGCCAUUUUCGAAUUUUGCCACGUCAUAGCUCAAGUUUCUCUGAAAAUUUCAGGAAAAUUGGAUUUUCAGCUAAUUUUUGACUGAAAAUUUGAAAAAUUUGGGAAUUUUCAGCUGAAAAUGUUGAAAAUCUGAAAAUUGGGCCAUUUUCGAAUUUUGCCACGUCAUAGCUCAAGUUUCACUGAAAAUUUGAAGAAAAUUGGAUUUUCAGCUAUUUUUUGACUGAAAAUUGGGAAAAUUUGAGCAUUUUCAGCUGAAAAUCCAAUUUUGACUGGAAAUUUGAAAAUUUUCAGCUCGAAAAUAUGAAAAUUCCAAACUUUGGUUGAAAAAUUGAUUUUAUCUGAAAAUAUCAGAUUUUUGAAUGUUUUCAGCUGAAAUUUUCAAUUUUUCUGAAAUUUUCGAAAAAAAUUGGAUUCUUACCUAUCUUUUGACCAGAAAUCCUGAAAUUUUUCAAAAAUUUUCAGCCAAAAAACCUUAAAAAUCUGAAAUUAUCCAUUUUUUUGCAGAGCGACGCUGAUAUCGCAUAUUCUUUGUGCUCUGAAGAUGAAGCUGAACCAAUUACUAUGAUUGAAAGAUCGAUGAAACCUGAAACAAGUUGGAAAAAUGAAGAAGCUGCUGCUGAAAAUUUGGCUGAAAAAGAGUCAUUCAAACGACACAAACGAGAAAAAACGGUUGUUGUAAAUGUUGAAUUGGAUAAUGGAGGAAAUGGAGCGAAAAUUGAGGAAAAAGUGGCGAAUUUGGAAAUUCAGACUAGUAUUAAGGUGAGUUUUUGGACCUGGAAACUUGUAAAAUUGAAGUUUUGGUGAAAUUUGAGCCUAGAAAUCUGAAAAAAUGAAUUUUUGGGCUUGGAACCUUGAAAAAUUUGAUUUUUGGUGAAAUUUGAGCCUAGAAAUCUGAAAAAAUGGAUUUUUGGGCCUGGAAACUUGAAAAAUUGAAUUUUCCAUGAAUUUUGAGCCUAGAAAUCUGAAAAAAUGAAUUUUUGGACCGGGAAACUUGUAAAAUUGAAUUUUUCGUGAAUUUUGAGCCUAGAAAUCUGAAAAAAUGAAUUUUUGAACCUGGAAAUUUGAAAAUUUUGAUUUUUGGUGAAUUGAGCCUAGAAAUCUGAAAAAAAUGAAUUUUCGGACCUGGAAACUUGAAAAAUUGAAUUUUUGGUGGAAUUUGGGCUUAGACAUCUAAAAAAAUGAAUUUCUGGUGAAUUUUUGGACUUGGAAACUUGAAAAAUUUAAUUUUUCGUGAAAUUUGAGCUUAGAAAUCUGAAAAAAAUGAAUUUCUGGUGAAUUUUGGAUCUGGGAACUUGUAAAAUUGAAUUUUUGGUGGAAUUUGAGCCUAGAAAUCUGAAAAAAUGAAUUUUUGGACUUGGAAACUUGAAAAAUUUAAUUUUUCGUGAAAUUUGAGCUUAGAAAUCUGAAAAAAAUGAAUUUCUGGUGAAUUUUGGAUCUGGGAACUUGUAAAAUUGAAUUUUUGGUGAAAUUUGAGCCUAGAAAUCUGAAAAAAUGAAUUUUUGGACCUGGAAACUUGUAAAAUUGAAUUUUUCGUGAAAUUUGAGCCUAGACAUCCGAAAAAAUGAAUUUUGGACCUGGAAACUUGAAAAAUUGAAUUUUUGGUGAAAUUUUGAAGUUUUUCACUCAGAACUCGAAAAUUCACGAUUUUUGGUGCAAAAAAUCGAUUUCUCGUGAUUUUUUGACCUGGAAACUUGGAAAAUUGAAUUUUUCGUGAAUUUUGAGCCUAGACAUCUGAAAAAAUGAAUUUUUCGUGAAUUUUGAGCCUAGAAAUCUGAAAAAUUGAAUUUUUGGUGAAAUUUGAGCUUAGAAAUCUGAAAAAAUGAAUUUUUGGUGAAAUUUGAGCCUAGAAACUUGAAAAAUUGAAUUUUUCAUGAAUUUUGAGCCCAGACAUCUGAAAAAAUAAAUUUUUGGACUUGGAAAAUUGAAAAAUUGAAUUUUUUGUGAAAUUUGAGCCUAGAAAUCUGAAAAAAUGAAUUUUUGGAUCUGGGAACUUGAAAAAUUGAAUUUUUUAUGAAUUUUGAGCCCAGAAAUCUUAAAAAUUGAUUUUUUCGUCAAAUUUGAGCCUAGACUUCUGAAAAAUUGAAUUUUUCAUGAAUUUUGAGCCUAGAAAUCUGAAAAAAUGAAUUUCUGGUGAAUUUUGGUCCUGGAAACUUGUAAAAUUGAAUUUUUGGACCUGGAAACUUGAAAAAUUGAAUUUUUCCAUGAAUUUUGAGCCUAGAAAUCUGAAAAAAUUAAUUUUGGACCUGAAAACUUGAAAAAUUGAAUUUUUGGUGAAAUUUAAGCCUAGAAAUCUGAAAAAAAUGAAUUUUUCGUGAAAUUUUGAAGUUUUUCCACCCAGAACUCGAAAAUUCACGAUUUUUGGUGCAAAAAAGUCGAUUUUUCGUGAUUUUUUGACCCGGAAACUGAUUUUUGGACCGAAAUUCGGAUAAAUUCGAGUUUUCUAGGCCUAAACAUGAAAAUUAGGCCCAAAUUUAAUUGUUGAACUGAAAAUCUAAGCCCCGGGUUUUCCAGUCUUGUUUAGGUAGUUUCUGGGCCCGAAAAUUUGAUUUUUGGCCCGAAAUUCAAAAUUUUGAGCUUAUUUGGCCUUGGAAACUUGAAAAAUUGGAUUUUUCGUGAAUUUUUGAGCCUGGAAUGUGGAAUAAUCUGAAAAUUUGAAUUUUCCAUGAAUUUUGAAGAUUUUUGGUCAAUUUUUGACAUGGAAGCUUAAAAAAUUGAAAAAAUCUCAAAUUUCUAUGAUUUUGCUCAAUUUUCCCAAAUUUUUGCAGGAAAGAAUAGCCGCUUUACAAGAUGCAGUAUCAGGUCAAAAAAGUCCGGCACCAAUUGCAAAAAUCGAAAAUGAAGAAGGAGAAGAAGCGGGAAUUAUUCACACGUUGAAUAGAACACAAGAAUUCGAGCAAUCUGUGUUGGAAAUUCGACCGGCUAAUGUUGCGGUGAGUGAAAAUCUGGUUAAAAUGGUCCAAAACGCGAGAAUUUUGGCUCGAAAUGAGCAAAAUUGAGAUUUUCAGCUUAUUUUUGACUGGAAACGCUGAAAAUUUGCCGAAAAUUGGACAAAAAUCACGAUUUUCCUAGAAUUUUUGCUGAAAUUUCUGGAAAUUUCACGUAUUCUUUCAAAUUUCUAGAAUUUUUGCUGAAAAUUCCCAAAUUUCUGAAAUUUCUAAAAAUUUCACGUAUUCUCUCAAAACUCUAGAAUUUUUGCUGAAAAUCUCAAAUUUCUGAAAUUUUCUAGAAUUUCUGGAAAUUUCACGUUUUUUCUCAAAUUUAUAGAAUUUUUGCUGAAAUUCCCAAAAAAAUCUCAAAUUUUCUAAAAUUUCUGGAAAUUUCACUUAUUCUUUCAAAUUUCUAGAAUUUUUGCUGAAAUUUUCUGAAAUUUCUAAAAAUUUCACGUAUUCUCUCAAAACUCUAGAAUUUUUGCUGAAAAUCUCAAAUUUCUGAAAUUUUCUAGAAUUUCUGGAAAUUUCACGUUUUUUCUCAAAUUUAUAGAAUUUUUGCUGAAAUUCCCAAAAAAAUCUCAAAUUUUCUAAAAUUUCUGGAAAUUUCACUUAUUCUUUCAAAUUUCUAGAAUUUUUGCUGAAAUUUUCUAAAAUUUCUGAAAAUUUCACGUAUUCUCUCAAAUUUCUAGAAUUUUUGCUGAAAAUCCCAAAUUUCUGAAGAAAUUUUCUAAAAUUUCUUAAAAAUUCUCUUAUUAUUUCAAAUUUAUAGAAUUUUUGCUGAAAUUCCCAAAAAUCUGAAGAAAUUUUCUAAAAUUUCUUAAAAAUUCUCUUAUUAUUUCAAAUUUAUAGAAUUUUUGCUGAAAAUUCCAGAUUUCUGAAAUUUUCUAAAAAUUUCUGGAAAUUUCACCUAUUCUUUCAAAUUUCUAGAAUUUUUGCUGAAAAUCCCAAAUUUCUGAAAUUUUCUGGAAAUUUUGCUGAAAAUCUCAAAUUUCUGAAAAUUUCUGGAAAUUUCACGUAUUCUUUUGAAAUUUCUAGAAUUAUUGCUGAAAAUCUCAAAUUUCUGGAAAUUUCACGUAUUCUUUCAAACUACAAGAUUUUCAAGAAACUUUCUGAAAUUCCCAAAAAUCUGAAAUUUUCAGACAAAUUCGGAUGGUUCAAUGCGUGCUCGUCGCCGUCAAGUUCGAUUUAUGCGUGGAUGUUGUGUUGUCUCCUAA